CCGCCGGGCAGGAUGCGCGGGGGCUGCGCGGUGGCGGCGGUGCCCUGGCUGGCCCUACUGGCCCUGGCCCGGCAGCCUCCCGAGAAGCCGUCGGCCGCCCCCCAUGUCACCCGCCGCCCCUUCCUGGUGGCCUGGAACGUGCCCACCCAGGAAUGCAAGCCCCGCUACCAGGUGGAGUUUGACUUCAGCAUCUUCGAUCUGGACGCCUCCCCCAACGAGGGCUUUGUGCGGCAGGACCUCACCAUCUUCUACAAGGAGCGCCUGGGGCUCUACCCCUACUACACCCGCGAGGGUGUGCCCGUCAAUGGCGGUGUCCCUCAAAACAGCAACCUGCUAGAGCACCUGGCCCGCCUUGAGGGCGGCAUCACCAAGUACAUCCAGUCGCCCACCAAGGAAGGGCUGGCUGUCAUUGACUGGGAGGAGUGGCGGCCUGUCUGGGCUCGCAACUGGAAGCCCAAGGACAUCUACCGGGAGGUGUCACAGAGUCUAGUGUCAGAGCGUAACAAGGACUGGCCCCCCGAGAAGGUGAACAAGCAGGCAGUGUUUGAGUUUGAGUCGGCUGCCCAGGAGUUCAUGGUGAAGACCCUGCGUAAGGCCAAGAGCAUCCGACCCAAGCAGCUCUGGGGGUUCUAUCUCUUCCCUGACUGCUACAACCAUGACUACAGCAAGAACAAGGAAAGCUACACUGGGCAGUGCCCAGACGUGGAGAAGACCCGCAAUGACCAGCUGGUGUGGCUCUGGAAGGAGAGCACAGCGCUCUACCCCUCCAUCUACCUCGACCCACUCCUGGACUCCACUCCCAACAUCCGCAAGUUUGUGCGGGCACGGGUGAUGGAGGCCAUCCGCAUCUCCCAGCAGCACCACGACAACUACUCCCUACCUGUCUUUGUCUACACCCGGCCCACCUUCAUCCGCAAGCUGAAUGUGCUCAGCCAGCUGGACCUGAUCUCCACCGUCGGAGAGAGUGCAGCACUGGGUGCAGCCGGGGCCAUUUUCUGGGGUGAUGCAGAUGAUGCCAAAAAUCGGGAGUUGUGUCAGACUUUGAAGAACUACCUGGAGGGGGACCUGGGGCGCUACAUCGUGAAUGUCUCGACAGCAGCAGAGCUCUGCAGCACAACACUAUGCCAGGGCCAGGGGCGCUGCCUGCGCCAGGACAGCACUGCUGAUGUCUUCCUCCACCUCAACUCUAGCAACUUCCAGCUGCGGCGCCGGGAUGCAGACCACCCCAAGCACCCCCUCUUCUGGGUCGAGGGCCAGCUAUCCUCUGCUGACAUCCUCUUCCUACGGACCCACUUUCACUGCCACUGCUACCAGGGCUGGCAGGGCAGUAGCUGCCAGACGCCCACUGGCCCUGGCAAUGAUGCCCCUGGGCCCCUGGCACCACUAGGACUUGGGGUGCUGUUGCUGCUUGCAAGCUGGUGCUAACCCCCCUGGACUGAGCUGCCCCUUUUUGUGGUGUAGGGGCCUAUUUAAGAUAUCACUACCCUGCCUGGGAGGCAGCUUGUUAUGAGGGCUGCCCCUCACUGUGAGGGGCAGAGCUGUGUUGCCCCAUCUCUGCCCUCCCUGUUGCAAUGGGGAUGGAGGGAGGAGGGGGGCCCCUCUCCUGUUGUAAAGAGAGGGAUGGGGGCAAGAGGGACAUGGGGGUGGGGAGUGGGUUCGUUGUGGUGCUGAGCCCCUGUGUGCUGCCCCACACUCAAGUGCUUUACCUCGAAUAAAGCUGGUCAGAG
Corapipo altera (White-ruffed manakin) is the source of this 1727-nucleotide messenger RNA. It is a transcript of the gene HYAL2, whose product is annotated as hyaluronidase 2. Gene Ontology annotation, biological process: carbohydrate metabolic process; hyaluronan catabolic process. Bases 13 to 1425 code for a protein of 470 amino acids. The transcript has 3 exons. Lineage: Eukaryota; Metazoa; Chordata; Aves; Passeriformes; Pipridae. The record is from RefSeq and is a predicted model, not a curated record. Gene Ontology annotation, molecular function: hyalurononglucosaminidase activity; hyaluronoglucuronidase activity.